AUUCACAUUAUCAUAUUCAUCAUAAAUAUCAAAAUAAAAUUCUGUCUUAUUCGUUUAUCAUAAAUUUAAAUCAUAACUGCAGCUGUUGUUAUUAUUCUAUUUCGAGUAAUUGGUUUUUCACUAUCUGAAUACAUACAAUCAAGACAGAAAAGCACUGUUUACAAGCAGUAGCGGUUGAGAUCUGCAUCCGUCCCUCACGGAAGUUCGCAGCGAUGCGUCGCGACCCCGCAGACAUGGCUCGGUGAAGCGAAUGGUGGUGCGACUCAGUCGCGUCAAGGGGUUAGAGGGGCGCCGCAAUGACGUGCUGUUCUCGCCGUGCGCGCGCCGCGUGCAAACACCGCCCGCUCUCGUGUUCUGGGGCGGCGAUGUGCAGGACUAUCCGGAGAUCAUGCAGGCGCACCGCGACAAUCGGAACUAUAUCAAGUGGAACCUUGAAAACACGGCUCGCAUCCUCAGUCAAAACUUCCCCACCUACCACAUCGUAGUCGUACGGCCCUCUAGGAUCGAGUAUAAGAGCUUUAGUUGCUAUGACAACUUCGUGCCGAGCAACAACGCCGGCGUGCCCGAGCACACGCCCACGCACAGCGCGCUGCUACACCUGCACAGGUUACUGCAAGAAGUAAGUAAUCAAGUGAAGAAGAUUCCCGAAGAGGAGUUACUGGCGGGCCUGGAGGCCGCCGCGUCCGAGGACCCUGAAGAUUUCCACACUAUUUCGCCAAAGGAAGGCAGCUCGAACGGCGCGGCGAGCCCGGCCCCGGAGACACUCGAGCCGUCGACGAGCAGUCUGUGGUGGCGACCGAGCUUAGCGCUGCAGGACUCCAAGUUGGCGCUGGUGGGCUUCAGUAAAGGCUGCGUGGUGCUCAACCAGCUGCUGUACGAGUUCCACUACACGCACACGCUCACGCCUGCGGACACGCAGGCCACAAGGUUCAUCUCGUGCAUCUCGUGGAUGUACUGGCUGGACGGCGGGCACGCCGGCGGUCGCAACACGUGGCUCGGCUCGCGCUGUCUACUAGAAACCCUCGUCAGGCUCAACGUGGAGAUCUUUGUGCACGUGAGCCCGUACCAGGUGAUGGACGACGCGCGGCCGUGGAUCGGCAAGGAGGAGCGCGCCUUCACCGCCAUGCUGAGGAACUUGGGCGCAAAUAUCCACCGCUACCUGCACUCGGACGGCACGCCAGUGACGCUCCUCACACACUUCAACGUGCUGAGCCACUUCCGCGGCCUGCAGGCCUCCGCCGGCGCCGGCGCCGGGGCUCCGCACACCGACGAGGACCCCGACGAGAACACCAAAUAGAACAUACGUGCUUACAAAUCAGGGACCGGAUUUUUGCAAAAACUUCGAAAUAGCCACAUUUUUCGAAUAGGGGAUAUUACUGCAAUGUUCUGCCACCAGGGUGCAGCACUAGCCUUUUUAAUAUUAAAUACUGUGUGAAUAGAGUAACUUAUAUUUAACUUUUUAGUAAACCAUAGACGAACUGCCGGUAGGCCUCCAACAAGAUGGAGCGACGACCUGGUGAAGGUCGCGGGAAUUCGGUGGUUGCGAGCGGCACAGGAUCGGUCGGAGUGGCGAGCCUUGGGGGAGGCCUAUGUCCAGCAGUGGACGUCUAUCGGCUGACAUGAUGAUGAGAGUAACUUAUACAUACCCUUUAACAGGUUUUUGACAAGUUUUCAGAGAUAAUAAAAUAUGACAUUGAUGCAUCAAGGCGGUUCGUUUACAGAGGACCUACCGGGAAACGCGGAUCCGAAAUUUCGCUAUCUGCCUCUUUAUCGCUCGAAUAUGCAAGUGACAGAGAUGCUAGAUAACGAAAUUUCGAUUUUCUUGUUUCGCGAUAGACCCUCAGAUUGUGUUACUGGCGCCAUCUACGCAGUUUCGCGUAAUAUUCCCUUUUAUUUUAUACUCGAAAUACAGGACUCAGUUAUGUAUUUAGGUAACGACUUCGUAUUAUUAGAUUGCCUAAUUAGAAAAUAAAUAAUUAACAAAAAACGAAAAUCCCGUCCACGAUUUUCAUUCCCAUACAAAAAAUACCAGUAAAUCCCUGAUCCCUGUUAAACCUUGUUUGCUUAGAGUCGACGACUGGCGUGUGACCAAAGAGAAAUGAAAAGACAGUCGCGACACAUGUGACAUCUAGUGUCGAAUAGCAGUACUGAUAGUUCCGCUACUUGACGCUAGAUGUAGACUACGAAAGUAAUAGUUUUUUUGGUAACAAAACCGAUGUAUGAAGUGAGCACUCGUGUCUUCUUAAUUCUCUUCGGCUUGACACCGUCGUGUUUUUUUGUGAAAUGAGCACGCGUUUUUCUUAAUUCUUUCCCAUUUCUGUUGUAUUGUUUCUAACCACUCAGUACCUAAAGAGUAAAAAAAAACGUUCCUGCUUAGUACAAAAUGUUUACCUCUACCUGAACGGGGUUGGCAACUGUCAAUGGUUUGCAGAGAUGGCGCCAUCAUAGCUUGCAUUUUUUUCUAUGAGAUAUGGCUUAAAGCUAGCAUCCAGGGCAUAAAAUUUCAUUUAAAAAAAUUGACACAAUUCUAGGAAUUGACAUGGCAAGCUAUGCUGGCGCCAUCUGCUAAACACUGACCGGCCAACCCCAUUGCAGUUAUUUAAUUUUAAUCGAGGUGGGAGAUUAUGAGUAUAUUAUAAGAAUUAAUUGUAUUUCAAAUACUCGUAACUAAAACCGCCUAAAUGAAACAUUUCUUUUGAUUAAAUUUGUAUAAAAUUUAAUUUAAUUUUACAAUACUUGUAAACAAGCAGGCUAAGUAGAUUAUUUUUAUCAAAGAUAGAUAUAACUCCGUAAUAGAUGGAUACAGUCUAAGGAAAAAACGUGCCUCGAAAA
This is a messenger RNA of Cydia strobilella, 2832 nucleotides long. Its product is annotated as mitochondrial protein C2orf69 homolog. The coding region runs from base 251 to 1297 and encodes 348 amino acids. Gene Ontology annotation, cellular component: mitochondrion. The transcript has 11 exons. NCBI's taxonomy places the organism in Eukaryota, Metazoa, Arthropoda, Insecta, Lepidoptera, Tortricidae. The record is from RefSeq and is a predicted model, not a curated record.